UUGAGUUAUUUACGAUUGUUCUUGGGUAAUAAGAACAUGUUGUUCUUUCCAGUGUGUGUAGAAAACAGUGAAGUAUUUGCUAACACUCCUGGCACUGGACCGUACUAUGUAAAGCCACGAUCGGCUGGGCCAACGCUGAAAUGCUCAGUGCGGAGUGAAUACUCUGAUCCAACUCGUUACCAAGUACAAUGGCAACGAUACAAUAAGGGAGAUCUCAGAUAUGUAUCGAUUGGCAAUCAGUUGCACGACUCGACACAUUUCGAGCUGAUUGGUGAUGUCUCCAAAGGAGUUUAUGACCUAAGGCUCAAAGAUGUCAAUACGGAUUCAGUGAUCGGCUCCUACUACUGUACCGUACUUGACCGUCAAGAGACACAGCAGUACCAAGCGGAUCCUAUCGAAGUAAUCGCUCUGGUACCGCCAUCCGAUCCGGUCAUUACCGAAUCCCCUUCUCAAGCCGUAACUGCGGGUGAUAGUGUAACAUUUAAAUGCUCAUCAACAGGAGGAAGUCCACCGCCGAUGAUGAGCUGGACAUUUUUAAAUGGUAGCACAGCUGAUGAGCGACAUGUCAAUACUCAGCUCAAAGGCAGUACUUCGGAAAGCAUUUUACAUUUUCGAGUUCGAUCCGAGGACAAUGGUGCCUAUGUGGUUUGUACAGUAACGAACAAAGCCAUUGAAUUUGAACAACCCAGGGAAGCACGAACACCAAGGUUAAACGUUCUGUUCAAGCCUCGUGUACGAGUUUCACCCGACCAAGAUCUUGCCAUAGAAGCUGGUCAUCAUAUUGAUCUCGUCUGUGACGCCGACUCUAAUCCAUACCCUCCCAGCUACGAAUGGAGGCACUUGGCUUUGGGUGAAGUGUACGCGGCUUCGAAGUGGACGGUGAUCGCCAGUCGGAAUAUGAGCGGGGAUUUCGAAUGUCGUGCAGCUAACAGUGUCGGUGAAGGGAGUGCGAUCCUAACUUUGAAUGUCCAGUAUGCUCCUUCGCGCUACAAUCCAAGAGAAGGAGAACGAGUACAAAUUGAAUGUUCCGUGGAUGCAAAUCCUCAGGCAGUGGACGUGAAAUGGAGUGGCCCGCAAGGUUUCAUCUCCGAUGGACCACUUCUUGUCUUGAAGAGCGUCUCCAGAGAACAGACCGGCAAUUAUACAUGUACGGCGACAAAUUAUCUGAGCAUAUAUGGUGAAACAGGCUCGCAGACACGUACCGGAUCGGCUACAACGAUAAUUGAUGUUCAACGACCACCUGGGCAUGCAGAUAUAUCGCCGCCAAGGCUGAAUGUGAUUGUUGGUGGAACGAUUACUUUGACAUGUUCCACACCUGAUCCGGGAAGCCCAGCAGGGAACUUUAAGUGGGCUUCACCGUCAUCUGGUGGCCUUUUCGGCACAAGGGAACACGAUCAUGCUCAACUGACUGUAAGAAAUGCUCAACUAGCAGACAAUGGUCGCUACAGGUGUCGGGCUGACAACAUACAUGGCGAGGGAAAAGAGGCUGUUGUCGACGUUACUGUAAGUCUAUAUAAACCGAACAUUUCAAAGAUGUCUACUGCUUCUCUCCCGUACAUUCAUCCCAUGUUCUGGAAGGGGAACUACUCAUGUCGAGCCACAAACGGUGCUGAUCAGAAAAGCGUGGACAACACCUCGUGGACCGUUAUGCGUGUUAAUCAUGGGCCAGUCGUUUUGAACCAACGAUUUCCAGAAGAGGGACUAGCUGCUGCAGAUAUUGGGACAAUGGCUCAACUGCGUUGUAUAAUUUCCGCUCGUCCCGAACCGAAAACGGUCAACUGGGUCUAUAACUCUAUCCCAAUCGAGGAAAAUGGCAGGUGUGCAUGCAGAAGAUUUACGAAGGCAUGGCCCCAUUACUUUUUUAUUCAGGAUGAUGGAACGGCCUCAUGGUAUUUAAGUUUCAACCUGACCGGUCUUAAUCCGCUUUCAUCCUACUACUUACGAAUUCGUGCGAAAAACAAGAAAGGAUUUUCGGAAUUUUCACCGUUAGUAAUUGCAACAACAAAUGACGUAACAGAAGAUCCCAAUAUGUUGGCUCCCUCUUUUCUCAGCUUCGAUCUCAUGCGCAAGUCCAUUGUAGUGGAACCCCGACCACCUCCAGAUGACUGCACACUACUGUAUGUAUCCUCUGGUGACACAUGGCGUUCAGCCGGAUGUUUUUCGCAGGAUCAGCCUAUUUCCGAUCUUGUCGGUGGGGCAUUCUUCAGAGCUCGGUUCUGCUCAAGGGAGCACGCUCUUCGUUGCUCAAAAAUGUCCCAUAUACUCGGUAAUUCAAUCGGAAGCCCAUGGCGAUUGGCUCUGGUAGUACCUGCUGCGGUACUGGCACUACUAGUUAUCAUCGUAUGCGUUCUACUAGUUGUCUGCUGUCGAUCGCGUUCUCCGUCUAAAGGCAAUAAAAAGAGGUACGCAAUGAGCUACCAGCUCAUAGUGAUUAGUAAGUAA
Messenger RNA from Haemonchus placei, 2442 nucleotides. Lineage: Eukaryota; Metazoa; Nematoda; Chromadorea; Rhabditida; Trichostrongylidae. The record is from the annotation of a GenBank genome assembly.